Cynara cardunculus var. scolymus (artichoke) is the source of this 4017-nucleotide messenger RNA. RefSeq lists its product as uncharacterized. Lineage: Eukaryota; Viridiplantae; Streptophyta; Magnoliopsida; Asterales; Asteraceae. The record is from RefSeq and is a predicted model, not a curated record. The transcript has 8 exons. Bases 6 to 3674 code for a protein of 1222 amino acids. Gene Ontology annotation, molecular function: RNA binding; ubiquitin binding.
CCGCCAUGGCUUCGACGGAGCAGCCUCCAAAGAAGCGAAAACCGUUCGAACCGCCGCAACCAGUAGCAGUACCAGUAUCAGCAGAGCCAGAACCACCGUCUCCUAAAACGACAGCCAAUCCACCUGCUACAACCCUAUCUCAGGAAGAAAUUGCCCGAAAGCGGAGAAAUCAAGAAGAGAUUAGGAACUUCUACGAGUCUUACAAGCGACUUAAGUACUGUAUUGGUCAGAAGGAUGCUCAUCUCAUGCCUGAACUUGAACAGGCUUAUCUCUCCCUAAUCACCGCCUCCAGAGGUUGUACGAGUGUUCAACGUCUUGUAGCAGAGUUUGUCCCUAAAUAUGCAUCAUAUUGUCCAACUGCUCUUGAAGCAGCAGCAAAAGUUUGUAUCAAUAUACAUAACUGGAGCAUGUCAAUUAUAAACAGAGCCGAGGAUGCUGAUGGUUUUUCAUUUGAAACUGCUAGAGCCUGUAUAUUUGGUCUAGCUACCAUCUGUCAGGCUGCUUCAUCGGAAACACCAACAUCCUCUGUUAUUCAAGGCAUCUGUUCAGCGGUAUUUCUGAAUGUUCUGAGCUUCUUCAUUUCUUCGGUUGAGGGACAGGGAAUCUUCCAGAUUGUAAAUAAGGAUGUUACAAAGAUAUAUGAUUCGCCAAAGAUCUUUGCCGAGCUCAAACAGAAGUUUUCUGAUGAAGAGGAGGCAGCAUCUGUCAAAUUGUCCAAGUGUCGUGCAUUAUGUAUUCUCUGGAUAUUCUUUACCUGUCCCAGAAAUUCACUUGCAGCUUGCUUUGAGCUCUGCAGUUCCAAUUCAACAAGUGCUGUUUCUAAUGGAGGACAGUAUUUUCUUAAUCAGGUGACAGCCAGACUUGACCCCUGUGAUGUCGUUUAUCCUUUAACUGGUAACAGUGAUGGAGUUAAAUUAAUAGGUUCUGUGGAAAGCAGCAGUGAAGUCAAGGAUGUUACCUGUGAUGGGAAAGUUUCAAUGGACAGCAAUCUUCCUCAAGAUGCAUAUUAUGGGUCUAAAAGCUGCUUAUUGGGUCUGGUUCUUGAUAAGGAUCCAUCCCUGAGACCAUGGAUAUUCUCAAGGGUUAAAAGUAUUAGUAAAUCAGCUUCACCUAACGUUGUGUCUGAUAUCACCUCUGCUUUGGAGAGAAUAUUUAAGUCAUUCACAGAACAGGUGAAGGCAGAGGACAAACAAGUAGACAGCGAUGGGGAUGAUAUCAGUCCAUCCAAAUUUAUCCAUAGGCAGUUUUCGGUUCCUAGGACCUCUAAUCAGCACAGAGCUUCGGAAGUUUCUGUUAGAGAAGGAUCAUAUCCCAGUGAUGCUGUCGACCAACUUUCAGGUCUGCAUCCGGAACACCAUGGCUCAAUAACAUCUGAAACAGAUUUACGGUCUAACACAAGUUCCAAUAAUAGUGGGGGCCCAAGAUCUAUGGACCUAGACUCUGUGGAUCACCGGGAGUUGUCUCGUGCUAGUUCAUCAACGCCCAGGGACCUAUCAAAUAAUCUAACGCCAUCUGCUAUGCCAGAAACAUCAUUGGACUUGGGAGGUAAUUUAUUGAAUGGAAGAAAUCAUAGUGCCAAUACAGAGAUUCACUCUUCAAGACUGGAAAAUGAUGUACCUGCCUUGAAUGCCUCUAGUAGUGGUGUGAAUAGUACUUUUGAAUCACCUAAACAUCAUUUGCCUUCUCCAUAUCCCUCAGCAGGUCAACCCAGUUGGCACUUUGAUGGGGAUCGAGCUGCAAUGGAUGUUUAUUCAGCUUCGAGACAUCUUUGGUUGGGCUCAUUAGGUCCUGAGGCAUCUGAGGCACAUGUAAAGUUUCAAUUCGAAAGGUUUGGUCCCAUAGAUAAUUUUUUUUGCCUUCCGUUUAAAGGAUUUGCAGUGAUUGAAUACAAACACAUUAUGGAUGCAAUAAAGGCUAGGGAAAUUAUGAGGGGACGUUCUCCUUGGGGUGCUUGCCUCCUCAUAAAGUUCUUAGAUAUAGGGCUAGGCACAAGAGGUGAUAUGAACGGUGUGGCUGUUGGUUCUAGUUGCCAUGUAUAUGUUGGAAACAUUCAAAGCCAAUCAGAUAAGGAUGAGAUACUGUAUGAACUAAGAAAGACACUUUUCAAGGGCCCACUUGCUGUUAAUGAUCUUAUGAGUGAAGGUGCAUUCUUGAUGGAAUUUGGGACUCCUGAAGAAGCUGCCACAGUAAUGGCACAUCUUAGACAGUAUCGCAAGGAAAAAAAGGAUUUUCUUCAGACGUCAGCUGUUGGUCCGGUGAAUUCUAUGAUGCCAGUAGAUAGAUCAAGUCAUGGAUCUACUUCUCUGCAUGUUGACUUAAGGAACAACAAUCUCGGAAAUGGUACUGCUAGUUCACCUCAUGCUCAAACUGUUGUUGGAUUCAGUCAUUGUGGGAAGCACAACACUAACACCAUGGAGCUAACUUCUCCAAGAAUUAAUAUGGUAAAUCAAGGAGCUGCAAUGCAAAGUGGAUACCCAUUCCAAUCAAACUGGAGGAGCUUUGGAGGGCAAGCAAUGCUUGAUACUGGAACAAGAAAAGGUGAUACAUAUGAUGCUAGGAUGGUGAUGGAUCCUUCUCAAGCAGGUGGUCAUAUCUCCUCCGGUGCUCCCGAACAAAAUUGGACUUACAGGAAACCAGAAAGUGUACCACAUUCAACACCUGGGAGCAUGGCAUGCAUAUCUGCACCAAUACAUGGGCAUAAUUUUGCACCGUCACAGACGAUGCAGGCAUCUUCAUUCAUGAGACCUGUGUAUUAUCCUCCAAAUAGUUCAUGGGAUGGACGUGGGAUGAUUCAUCAUGCGCCUAUAAAUCCCAUUUCAUCAGGAGGGAUGCAUAGCAAUCUUCAUAAUAGUGCUGUAGCACCUCCUUUCUUACCUGCUUCUGUGACUCCACUUGCUCAGAUACAAGGGAAUCCAUUGCCACAGCACGAUCAGAUGUUUUAUGUGCCGCCCCCCUUGACCACCAUGCCUGCUCCUCAGCCUGACUUGGUACCUCCAUUACCUCCUCAGUUGAACAUGCCACCUCCAUUACCUCAGCGGAACAUGCCACCUCCAUUACCUCCUCAGCUAAACAUGCCACCUCCAUUACCUCCUCAUCCGAGCUUGCCUCCUCCAUUACCUAUGCAUCCUGAAUUGCUUCCUCCAUUGCCUCCAUCUCCACCUCCUUUGCUCGAGUCUCAGCCACCUCCUCCACCACCACCUAUUGAAUCUUUAAUGUUGGGAAGUGGUGGAUACUGGCAGGGAGCCUUGAGUAAAAGUGGGGUUCACUAUUCUACAGUACAUGCACGUAAACUGCAUUCAGAUGCCUGCAACUAUACAGAUAAUAUCUCAGAGCCUGCAGAAUGGCCCACUAAACUAGAUAUAACAAAGCGGACUGAUUUUAGACAUGUGAUGUCAACAUUUUCUAGCACCCCACCACAUAAAAGAGAAGUAUGUCAGCUGUUCCCAACUUCUGCUGGUGACCAUAAAGGCUUUCAAGAUUUUAUAUCGUAUUUGAAGCAGAGGGAGUGCGCAGGCGUGAUAAAGAUCCCAGCUACGAAAAGUGUGUGGGCAAGACUAGUGUUCAUUCUUCCUUACUCCAAUGAGAUAUGUUCUCAUCUCUGUGUUGCCCCUGACACAGUAGACUGCCUGAUUGCUCUUGUGCUGCCUAAAGAAACAAAUUUUGAAUGGGUAUAAUAUAACCGAAGAUUGGGGGCAAAAUAGUAAUUUCAUACACAACCAACUGGUGUAUGCAUGUUGUACAUAAUUAGUAUGAGAAAAAGUAGAAGAGAUGUUAACUUUAGGUAGGCAGGAGUAGCAUUUAUUCUAAAUCUGUUGCAUAUCUGGUUUUCCUUUGAAAUGUAUUUCAACAAGGUUAACUUCAGCUUUAUUGCAUAUGGAAGUUGUGCAACAUCUUACCAAACGGUCAUUGGUCUAGUGGUACUUAGGUUAUUAGGGUUCAAUUGCGUGUGAAUAUUUGUCGUAUGUAAAUGUUCUAUACUUGAAGAAAAUGUUGUGAAACAUCGUGGUUUUGGAAUGA